AUGGACAACCACCAAGCAACCUGUGACUGCUCCCACUGCAUCCCACCCCAAGAACUCCUCCAUCACCCCUCCAUCGUGGGAAAAUGGGAAACAAAAGCAGACCUAGCAGCCCUCCGCCGUGAACAAGAGCUCCGAGCCGUAACCCAUCUCAAGGAAAUCGUCGACUCCUACAAAUCCCCCACCCCACAGAUGAGAUCAGCAUCAAUCAACGACGAAACCAAAGAGAUAGUCAAUGGAAUCUUUCAGCGCCGAAAGGAACUUACCAAAGUCUUCAAUAUCGGUGAAGUGCAACUUAUUCUUGCUUUCUGGUGCUACCAAAAGAACCAAAGGUCCGUUCCAUCAGUCAUGUUGUGUAUGUUUCUUCAAGAGGUGAUGGAACCUCACGCACCGAAAUCCUUCAAGACAGAGAAGGUGCAGAAAGAUAUCAAUGGACGAAAGCGAGCUGCUGGAUCAGACGGAAAAUCCGCUUUGAUGAUUAAAAAGAAAACUGUCGAUUUACUGUUUAAACAUGGUGUUUUUGAUAUUCUGAAUGAAUUGUUCCAUAAGAACCCGCAUGGAGUUUUCCGCUUUGAAUACGGAUGUGCUACAUUCUAUCCCAGUGAUUCGGAAAUUAAGCUCGGGGACAAGCGUUCUUACCAUUCAGCUACUGUUGAAGAGUUUAAUGAUUUAGAUGUCGACAUCGAGGUCGCUGCCAAUAUCGGUGCAGUCGAUCAGAAAUCACUCGCAUCAAUGUCGAAUGCUAGAAGCCGCACACUUCGAUCCGUGACUAUUUCCGAUAGCGAUGAUGAAGCGAUUGGAAUGCCCAUGUCGAUGCCGUCUAGUGUUACACAAAUGCAACCUGUUGUUGAACAUAAUCCUGACGAACCCGCGCUUGAAGAACGAAGGAAAGUGUUGGAUAAGCUUUCGAAGGGGAUUCCUCUGCACAACUCUCGUCCUUACAAUCCUUACAAUCCCGGUGGGAUGGAAGCGUGUCUGCAGAAUCGCGUCAAGCAUCUUGAGUCUUCUAUGGACCGCUUACAGGUUGACAAUCGUGAUACGCAAAGCCAGAUUAGGGACUUGCAGCACCAGAUUGAAGAGUUUCUCUUGUCUGCUCGCUUAGGUCUUCGUCCCAGUGAGGCUUUCGAAGAUUAG
Molecule: messenger RNA, 1131 nt
Organism: Penicillium angulare
Lineage: Eukaryota; Fungi; Ascomycota; Eurotiomycetes; Eurotiales; Aspergillaceae
Exons: 1
Coding region: 1-1131 (376 amino acids)
Source: RefSeq, a predicted model, not a curated record